This is a messenger RNA of Argentina anserina (silverweed cinquefoil), 1831 nucleotides long. Its product is annotated as UDP-glucuronate 4-epimerase 3. The coding region runs from base 184 to 1488 and encodes 434 amino acids. The transcript has a single exon. The record is from RefSeq and is a predicted model, not a curated record. NCBI's taxonomy places the organism in Eukaryota, Viridiplantae, Streptophyta, Magnoliopsida, Rosales, Rosaceae.
CUUCUUCUUCUUCUUCUUCUUCUUCUCUAUAAACCCAAAAAGAUAAAACAAAGAAAAGAAAGAAAGAACACAAUAUCUCCAAGAAGACCCAAAGAACACAACCGCUAAAGGCCUCACCUUUUCUCAUCUGAGACCAAAUUCAGACCCGACCCAGUUGCCGAAACCCUAAUCCGACCCGAAUAGAUGACCCAGCUCAAGCAAAUGUCUCAUCUUGACAACGGCCCUCCGACGCCGGGAAAGUUCAAGCCCUACAUCCACCGCGUGCGGUGGCACAGCUCCCUCGCCAAGCUCACAUUUUGGUCCCUCGUCUUCCUCGCCCUAAUCCUCCUCUUCUUCUUCCGCUCCCCGCCCUCCUCCGCCGCCGCCGGCGACCACUCCCGCCGCUCCCUCCGCACCUACAACUGGGGCGGCGCCGCCUGGGAGAAGCGCGUCCGGUCCUCCGCCCGCGUCCGCUCCCGCAGCGGCAUCUCCGUCCUCGUCACCGGCGCCUCCGGCUUUGUCGGCACCCACGUCUCCGCCGCCCUCAAGCGCCGGGGCGACGGCGUCCUCGGCCUCGACUCCUUCAACGACUACUACGACCCCUCCCUCAAGCGCGCCCGCCAGGCCCUCCUCGAGCGCUCCGGCGUCUUCAUCGUCGAGGGCGACAUUAACGACGUGUCGUUGCUCUCCAAGCUCUUCGAGGUCGUGGCCUUCACCCACGUCAUGCAUUUGGCUGCCCAAGCCGGCGUAAGGUACGCCAUGGAGAAUCCCGGGUCUUAUGUUCAUAGUAAUAUUGCCGGCCUUGUUAAUCUUCUAGAAGUAUGUAAGAACGCAAAUCCUCAACCUGCUAUAGUUUGGGCCAGCUCUAGCUCUGUCUAUGGUCUCAACACUAAGGUCCCAUUUUCGGAGAGAGAUAGGACUGAUCAGCCUGCUAGUUUGUAUGCUGCUACUAAGAAAGCCGGCGAGGAGAUUGCUCAUACUUACAAUCACAUUUACGGCCUUUCGCUUACCGGAUUAAGGUUCUUUACAGUUUAUGGUCCUUGGGGCAGGCCGGACAUGGCCUACUUCUUUUUCACUAGGGACAUAUUGAAGGGGAAGACGAUUCCGAUUUUUGAGGCUGCUAAUCAUGGGACCGUCGCCAGGGAUUUUACCUACAUUGAUGACAUUGUGAAGGGCUGCCUGGCGUCGCUGGACACUGCGGAGAAGAGUACUGGGAGUGGGGGGAAGAAGAAGGGACCGGCGCAGUUGAGGGUGUUCAAUUUGGGGAAUACGUCUCCUGUGCCGGUGUCGGAUCUUGUUACUAUUUUGGAGAGGCUGUUGAAGGUGAAGGCGAAGAGGAGUAUUUUGAAGUUGCCGCGUAAUGGGGAUGUUCAGUUUACUCAUGCCAAUAUUAGCUCUGCGCAGAGGGAGCUCGGGUAUAAGCCCACGACUGAUCUGCAGACGGGGUUGAAGAAGUUUGUUAGGUGGUACCUGACUUACUAUAAUGGCGGGAAGAAGGCUGCUGGCUGAAAGAUUCUUUUGAUUGUGUGGUUAGAUCCGUUGAAUUCUUGUUCAUUAUAAUUCUUACGAUUGUUUUUUAACAUUUCUGUCAUUUCCCCGAGUAUCGGUUUUUCCAUAUAUCUUAAUGAUUAAUGCCAUAUUGGGAGGAAACGUUGUGAACUACAUUGAAGAAGUUUUGUGGUUGGGGGACAUUGUUUUCUGAGCACUCCCGUUCUGUAUUAAGAGAAAAUGAGGAUCAUCUCUUUCUUUUUCUUGGAAUGUAAUUAUUGUAUCUUCGGCAUUGUAUACUUCAUGACUGAUAGAGCAUAUGCUAAUUGGUGGACAUGUAUCAUUGCUAUGCAAUUCAAUAACA